ACCUGAUUUAGUUGAUUGGCGUAAUGUUAAAAAUAAAAAUGUUCGUGAACGAUUAGAAUCUGCGUUCUAUAUCGCAGAACGAGAAUAUGGAGUCACUAGAUUAUUAGAUCCUGAAGAUGUCGACACUCACGAAAUUGAUGAAAAAUCAAUUAUUACUUAUAUUUCGUCAUUACAUGAAGUAUUCCCAGAACCUCCACGCUUACACCCCCUUUAUGAUUCUGAAUCUCAACAACGUUCUGGAGAAUAUCGCGAAAUUGCCUCAUCAUUGAAUCGUUGGAUGCGCGAAAAAUUAUCUUUGAUGUCUGAUCGUAAUUUCCCAUCAACACUUAUUGAAAUGAAAAAAUUAGCUUCCGAUUCUACUAGAUUCCGUAAUGAAGAACUACCACCCCGUCAUCGGGAUAAACAACAUCUUGUACAUUUGUACAAAGAACUUCAGAAAUAUUUUGAUACUGUCGGUGAAAAUGAUAUUGAACCUGAAUUACAAGCAGAUGCUAUUGACCGCACCUGGAAUCGUUUAAUGAUGUCAUACCAAGAUCGAGACUCAGCCAUUCAAGAAGAAAUUAAACGUCUAGAACGUUUACAAAGAUUAGCUGAAAAAGUUCAUCGUGAAACCAAGCGUACUGAUCUUAAAUUGGAUGAGUUGGAAACUAGAAUUGUUGAAGAAGGUCGCCGAGCUGAUAGAUUACAUCCAUUAGAUGCAAAACAUAAUGCAGAUCAGCUGGAGACAGAGCUACGUUUAUCAGAAGAUACUAUUCAGUCAUUGUUUGUUGAUGUUCAAGCACUUAGAGAAGGUCGAUAUGUGCAAGCACCAGAGUUACAAAAAAGGGUGGAAAAACUGCAUCAAAGAUGGGUGAAUUUGCGUUCUUUAUUACAUUCUAAAGUUCUUACUCCUUUGGCUACUCUGUCAUUUCCAAUUGUUGAAGAGCGUACAGUUACCAAACAAACUCGAACUAUUUUGGAAACUCGGCUUGUUGAUACUAACACACAUUUCCGUUCAUUACAAGAAUGUAUUGAUUGGUGUAAUAACAAAUUGAAACAAUUACAAGAAGCUGAAUAUGGUUCAGAUUUGCCUAGUGUCCAAGGGCUUUUGGACAAACAUCAGCGUGAACAUAAAAUAAUUGACCAAUUUCACACUAAAGUUGAACACUGUAUAAACGCUAAGAGUAAUUUCCAUGGGGAUGAAUUAUCUCUCUAUUCACAGCACUUGAAUACAUUGCAGAAGGUUUAUGCUGAAUUAGUUACUUUCUCUAAUAAACGGCUAUCUGAUCUAGAAACAUUGCAAGACUUCUUGCAAUCAGCCACUAAUCAGCUUAUUUGGCUCAAUGAAAAGGAAGAAAUUGAAUUAAAUCGUGAUUGGAGUGAUAAGGAUUUAAAUAUUCCAUCUAUUCGACAAUACUAUGAGUCAUUGAUGUCAGAACUUGAAAAAAGAGAAAUUCAAUUAAGCUCAGUUCAAGAUCGUGGAGAAGCUUUAAUUCUUCAGGGCCAUCUAGCAUCAAAAUGUAUUGAAGCUUAUAUAUCGGCAUUACAAACACAAUGGACCUGGCUACUUCAGUUAACUCUGUGCUUGGAAACUCAUCUGAAGCAUGCCACUUACUACCAUCAAUUCUAUGCUGACAUCAAAGAAGCUGAACAUUGGUUAAAUAAGCGAGAUGAAUUGUUAAAUUCUGUAUACAGUCAAUCAGAAUUUAGCUUAGAUGAUGGAGAACGUUUAUUGAAAGGCAUGCAAGACCUUCGUGAAGAAUUAAAUAAUUUCAGUGAAGUAAUUGGUACACUUGAAGAACGAUCAAGACAAGUAGUUCCACUCAAGCAGCGUAGACUUCCAGUUACAAGACCUAUUCCCGUGAAUGCUAUUUGUAAUUUCAAACAAAAUGGAAUUAAUGUCGAAAAAGGAUCUCAAUGGUUGCUUCAUGACAAUUCUGGGCGAGUUAAAUGGAGAGUUUCCAGAGGAAUGAAUCUGACCGAUGAUUCAAAUGUUCCUGGAGUAGUAUUUUUAAUACCCCCUCCAGAUCAAGAAGCUUUAGAUUCUGUUGAUCGUUUACGUAGAGCAUAUGAUCGCUCAACAGCAUUAUGGCAACGCAAACAGUUGCGUAUGCGUCAAAAUAUGAUAUUUGCUACUAUUAAAGUUGUGAAAGGAUGGGACUUGGCUCAAUUUUUAGCCAUGGGUGCUGAUCAACGUAAUGCUAUUCGUAAGGCAUUGAAUGAAGAUGCUAAUAAGUUGUUACGUGAAGGUGAUCCAGCUGAUCCACAACUUAGAAGACUCAAAAGAGAAAUGGAUGAAGUUAAUCGAUUAUUUGAUGAGUUUGAACGACGAUCAAAAGCUGAAGAAGACAGUAAAAAUUUAACACGAAUGUUUACCGAACAAAUUAAGUCUAUUCAAAUUUCGUUGGAUGAAUAUGAACAUACAUUGAAUACUAGAUUAAGUGCUCCCAUACCAAGAGACAUGGAUUCUCUUGAACAUUUAGUUAUCCAACAUAAAGACUUUGAAACAUCGCUUAAGAAUUUAGGUCCUGAUGUUGAAGCCAUGCAAGCUACAUUUAAAAACAUACCGAAUAAAACACCGGCUUUACAGGCUAAACAUGAUAAGGUUUUGAACCAAUGGAAUCAAUUAUGGAAUUUAUCUCAGUUAUAUGUUGAAAGAUUAAAGUGUGCUGAAAUUACUUUAUCUGGAUUAGAUGAAGCAAACAAUGUAAUAUCAGAUUUUGAAAUAAAAUUGGCAUCUUAUGGUGAAAUGCCAUCAGAAUUACCUGCUUUAAAAUUGGUGCAUCAAGAUCUUAUUGCUUUGCAAAAAAAUGUACUUCUUCAACAGCCAGUUAUUGACCAGUUAGUUGAAGAUAAACAUAACACCAGACGGUUAACAGAAAAAUCAAGACACCACCUACCACGUAGUGCUCAUCAUGAUUUAGAUAGACUUGAUAGUGAUGUAAAUCGUAUUACAAGUAGAUGGAAUAAUGUUUGUAGUCAAUUAGUCGACAGGCUUAAGAGCUGUGAAGCAGCUUAUGAUCUUUUGAAUAAGUACAAAAAUUCGUAUCAGUCUGAAGUUCAAAUCAUUGAUGAAAGUUAUGUUAAAUUGAAUAAUGUAGCACCCCUUAAAAUGCAAGCAAGAGAUCUAACUGAAACUACAAAGGCUUUAUAUAACAAGGUGCAGGAACGUACUAAAGCAAUUGAGAAUGUCAAUGUCGACGGUGGCAGAUUUAUACGAGAAGCUAAGAUAUAUGACCUACGACUUCAACAUUACUGCGCAUGGCUGGUAGAUGAAGUUCAUCCAAGCCUUGAUGCAAGCACUCAUCAUAAAGGUCAAAACAUGGAUCCGAGUGUUGGUGAAUUGGCCGUGUCUCAUGAACUUGAUGUACUCAAUCAUAGAUUUCAAGCACUCCUGAACAUGUUAAUUGAUCAGUUGAAAAAUCUAGCAUCAGUCAACAUUGAUGAUCUUGAAUUACAGGAAUAUGUGAAGACAUUAGAGGCUAGGCCAUUACGUACAUUCAGAACUGAAUUCAAUAUAUAUGAUACAAUUCCUGAAAUUUCUUCUAAUGGUAUAGAUGAAACUAUUACUGUGAAAAAUAUAAGUAAUCAAUCGUCUGCAAUGGGUAGUCAUCAUUCUUCACAGGUUGUUGAUUUUAAUGGUGAUGCAGAUAUUCGUUCACUCCGUCGACGUAUGGAAGAAGCAACUGGAAUGGAUGAUGAUAUUAUUAAUGCUCCAGGAAUUGUGCAUCCUAUGACUGGCAAAAUUUUAACAGUAGGCGAAGCAAUUCGAUUACGUGUAUUAGAUGUACGUACUGGUCGCAUUGCCACUCAGCCAGAUUCUAAGUCUGGUUGGGUAACUAUUGAACAGGCUGUUGAAAAAGGAUUAGUGGACAAAGUUUUAGCUGAUAAACUUUUGGGACCUUGUGUUGUUGGUGAUAAUGGACCAGAAAUUACUUUGCUGGAAGCUAUUCAAAAGGAGCUAUUGGAUGCUGAACGAGGACCAGUGGAAAGGAUAAAGGUAAAAAAUGAGGACCAUAUUGCUGAUUUUAGUGAAACUUUUAAUUCAAGUGAGAUUAGGGGUGAGGUGUUUCAAGUGUUAAACAAAAAAAUCACAUUUAAUGAAAAAGAAAUUACUGUUCUUGAUGUAAUUCAUCAAGGAAACUUAGAUAAAAUAAAUUUGGCUGAAGAUGAAAUACAACUUCUAUCAAAAUUAAAUGGCCUCAAAUCAAAAAAUGUUUUAAAAGCUGUAUUGGUUAAAACAUUAGAUGCUUUAAAUGUUAAAGAAGAUUCUAAAAAUGAUUUACCACCAGAAGGUUGGAGUUUGUCUGAUGCAAUUAAUCAAAAUUUGUUAGAUCCAGUAUCAGGUUUUUCUAUUAUACCAGGUAUUAACAGAUUAGUUUCAUUCAAGGAGUGCAUUAAUAUGGGCAUUAUAAACUCAGAUUCUGCUGUGGUUGUGGAUCCCAAUAAACCAAGGGUAUUAUCAUUGAAACAAGCAUUGAAGAAAAAUAUUUUAGAUGCCACUGGCCAUUAUCAAGGAUGCACAAUGAAAGAAGCUAUAGAAAAAAAUGUUGUAUGUGAUCCAUUGUUGACUGAACGUGAUAUUUCAUCUGUUGACAUUGUUGAAGUUAAAAGUGGCAAGCGUAAAGUUGAAUGGUCUAAUAGUUUACGACCUCAGUUUAUAGUACAGGAAUCUAUAACAGAAGAAGAAUUAGAUGAUGUUACACAACAUGAAAAUAAAAGUGUACCAAAUGUACCUAUUUUGCCUUUAUCUCUACUAGAACCAAGCGCCACUGGAAUGACCUUGCAAGCCAUGGCUGAAAAAUACAAAUUGUGUGAUGACACACUAACAGAAUACUUAAAUUGGAUUGGAGAAAUAGAAGAUAGAAUUGCCAAUCAAGAUAUAGCUCAAGAAGAUUUGGAUCAACUACGUAAUCAAAUAAACAUUUUAAAACUAAUUAAAGAAGAAAUAGAUUCCCAAUUACGUCCUAUUACAACAUGUUUGGAUCAAGUUCGUCAUGUAAUUGCUACAGGUAGUGAAUACUUAUCUAGAGAAGAAAUAAAUAAUGUUGAAAAAAAAGCUAAGUCUUUAAAGUCUCGUUACGAUCAUGCAAAUGAUCGUUCUGACAAAUUGCUACGUCGUUUGACAUCUGCUAAAGAUGAAUUAUCUAAAUUUAAAUCUGAACUUACAACUUUCACUACAUGGAUGGAUAGAGCUCAACGUACUCUCGAUGAAAAAGAACGUGCUUUAGCCAAUAUAAACAGAUUGGCUGAUACUUCAUCUACUGAAUCGACCAGGGAGUUUGUGUCUGAUGUUAUUGCUCAUCAAGCAGACCUCCGUUUUAUUACAAUGGCAGCACAAAAAUUCAUAGAUGAGUCUAAAGAAUAUCUAACUUGCUUGAAUGAUUUUAGAACUGGAUUACCAUCGCGACUUCAUCAUAUUGAACCAGUGUCAUCCCAAGAUAGUGUUAUUAAACAUACAGUUACAAAUGUCACUCAAAAUUAUAAAGAUUUAUUAGCACGAGCUAAUGCUUUGUCUGAUAAAUUAAGUGGCCUUAAUUCUAAACAAAGAGAAUAUAAGGAUGCAUUGAAUGCUGUUAAAGCUUGGCUUAGAGAAGCUGAACCUAGAGCUAUUAAAAUUCUUAAUGAGCCAAUCGGUGCCGAUCCAAAUGCUCUUGAAGAUCAACUCAAUCGGACAAAAACUUUGAAUAAUGAAUUUUUAGGACAAGCAAGACUUAUUGAGAAUGUAAAACAAGCCGCAGAUGCUUUAAUCAGGUCCCUUGAAGGACAAAGUGGCAUGAAAGAAGUAGAAGCCAUACAAGGACCAGUUAAUGAAUUGGAAGAUAAAUAUAGGUCUUUAUGUAAUGGUUUAGCUGACCGACUAUCUCAUUUAGACACAGCAUUAGUUCAAUCACAUGGUGUACAGGAUGCAUUGGAUUCAUUACUACAUUGGCUGAAUGAUGCUGAAGCUACAUUAAAGAAUAUAACCAGACCAGUUAGUUUGCAUACUGAACGUCUAGCAGAACAGAUCCGGGAGUACAGAUUGUUGCAGUCAGAUAUUGAUACACAUAGAGCAAGUGUUGACAGCGUUGCUCAUUCUACACAGGAAUUAAUGAUUAAUUCAAGCAAUCCUAGGCUUGCCAAAAAAAUUGAAGUUAAGUUGAAGGAUGUUAUGACACGGUUUGAGAAGCUUUUGGGUAGAACUGCUAAACGAGGUGAGCUAUUAAAUGAUAUCAACCAAACAUUGUCUUCAUUUAAUAGUCAAGCAGCAAUGCUAGAACAAUGGUUGGUUAACGCAUUGGAAAAUUUCAAUGAUAUGCCAGAAAGCAAAUUGGAUGAUUUAAUUGCUCAAAGAGACUCUCAACGUCAAGCAUUAGACCAAACAAUACGAGAUGGAAAAACUCUAAUUAAUAAUAAAGAUGUAACUGAUACUCCUCCCGUACGUGAUAGAGUUAAAGGAUUGGAAAAUCAAUGGAAAAAUUUGAACCAACUGUUAGAAGAAAAACAAAGAUUAUCCAAAGCUAAAGUGGAACAAUUGCAAGCUUAUGAAAAACUCAGGGAUCAAGUAUUAGUAUGGUUAAAUAAUACUGAGAAACGAGUUAAUCAACUUGAAAGUGUUGCUGUAGAUAUAAAUAUUAUUAAAAAUCAAAUUGACGAGUUGAAGCCAAUCGCUAAAGAUCAUCGUGAUUAUAGUAUUACUAUUGAUAGACUAAACGAUCUUGGAACUUCAUUUUAUGAUUCUAACGUGACAAAUUCCUUAAGGAGACGUAGUUCGGUUUCUCCUACUAAACGCUAUUCAUUGGACUCUUUAAGAAAAACUUCUAGAGAUUCCCCAAGGAGUUCUGUGGUGAGUUUCUCUUAUAACAGGAUUGAAGAUAAUAUGGAUGAUAGCCCUGUACAACAAGAAUUAAAUGAAAUCAACAAUAGAUAUAACUUAUUAGGUGUGAAAAUAUCAGACAGGCAAAAUGAAUUGGACUCUAUAAGAGAUGAUGUUAGAAAAUUGGUGGAAAAUAUGAAAAUAUUAAACCAAUUUUUAGAUAGAACACAAAAAUUGUUACCCAAGGAAAGUAUUCCAUUGACCAAAGAAGAGUCAGAUAAAGCAGCAAAACAAGUUAGGGCUGUUCUUGAAGAAAUGUAUGAAAAACAAUCCUUGUUAGAUAGUACUAAAUCUGGAAUAAAUGAUUUAUUGAAAAAGAAACCUACUUCUCUUGGGGCUGAUAGAUUACACGAUGACAUUCAAAGUGUUACGAGUCGCUGGAAAAACUUAAACGAUACUUGCAAAAAUCGUAUUCAACUUCUCGAGGACUUAAAAGAUUUCCAUGACUCUCAUGACAAUUUAUCUAAUUGGUUAGGUGCCAAAGAACGCAUGUUAAAUGUUUUAGGCCCAAUAUCAUCAGAUUCUAGAAUAGUACAAAGUCAAGUUCAGCAAAUACAAGUAUUAAGAGAAGAGUUUAGAACCCAACAACCACAACUUACUCAUUUAACAUCUGUUGGUGAAAGCAUUUUGAAUCGAAUACCGGAUCCUAAAUCGCCAGAUGCUCAAAGAUUUUCUAAUAAAUUAUCAGCGAUUUUGCAAAAAUGGUCAGAUUUACUUGGUAAAUUAGAAGAUAGAGCAUCCAAUCUGGGUGCAGCAGCAGAUUCUACUAGAGAAUUUGACGCAGGCCUUGCUCGUUUAACAGAAGCUCUACAGAAUAUUUCUGAUCAACUAGAUGAUGUUUCAUAUGAUAAAGAACCUGAAGAGAGACUUAGAAAAAUACAAAACUUGGAACGGCAGUUGGAAGGUCAAAGACCUCUAUUAGCUGAUUUGGAAGAUGCUGGCAAUCAUUUAUGUAAUGUACUAGAUGAUCCAGCUUGUAAAGCCGAUAUUCAAGCAAAAUUAGCUGCUAUUAACCGUCAAUAUAAUAAUUUGCAAAAAAAAUUAGAUAAUAAAAAAGCGGAAAUUGAAGGAUCGCUUAAGGAUGGUAGACAAUUUGAAGCUUCUUGUGCUCUGACUCUUGGUUGGUUGUCUGAUCAAUUGGGCAGUCUUACAGAACGUCUUUUAAUAUCUGCAGAUAAAGAUAUAUUACAACAACAAGUAGCUCAGUAUGAACCUAUAUAUAAAGAAGUAUUACACAAAGAACAUGAAGUUAUUAUGCUUUUGAAUAAAGGUCGUGAUAUGUUAUCUCGAUCUGGACAGCGUAACGAAUCUCGUAACUUACAACGCGAUUUAGAUAAAAUACAACAAAAUUGGGAUAAAUUGCGUAAAGAAGCUGUAGAACGCCAUAACAGACUUCAAACAUGUAUGGAACACUGUAGGAAAUAUUACAGAGCUCAAGAAUCUUUUAUGCCAUGGUUAACACAAGCUGAAAACAAAUUAGAACUUAUUCGACCAAAUAGUUUUAGCAAAAAAGAUGUGGAUAAACAACUAAGAGAAUUAUCAGCUUUUAGAAAUGAAGUGUGGAAACAUUCUGGUGAGUUUGAAAAUGUUAAGACACUUGGGGAAACAUUCCUUUCUUCUUGUGAUGUAGAUAAAGAACUUGUAAAACAAGAAUUGUCUACAAUCAAAACACGCUGGGAUAAAUUGAACAAUGAAUUAAUGGAAAAAACACAAUGGUUAGAAGACAUAUCAAGAAAGUUAGCUGAUUUUUCUGACAGUUUAAGAGAUUCUGAACACGCAUUGCAGCGUUGUGAAGAUAAACUUGCAUCACAUGAUUCAAUUGGUGGUGCUGCUCGAGAUCCAAAACUGUUAGAAAGAAUCAAAACUUUGCGGGAAGAUGCUAGAAAGUUAAGAAAUCCAUUGGUUAGUCUUAGACAAACAGCUGGUGACUUAGCUUCAGAAGCUGUUCAAAUGGGUGUUGGUGACUCAUUAAAAUUACAAGAUGAUGUAGACAAUCUUAUGGAUAGAUUAGAUGAUUUAGAAGGUAAACUGGAUGAUAGAUGUUCACAGUUACUGUCCGCAUCAACUGCAUUGGCACAAUAUGCUGAUAAAGUAAAAGCACUUGGUAAAAACUUGAAUGAUUUGGAAGCUGAAUUUGACUCAUUAAAACCACCUGGUCGAGAUAUUAAAACAGUGACAGGUCAAUUAGACGAAAUAGACAAAUUUGUUAAGAAAAUUGCUAGAGCUGGAGAUAAUGUCACAGAAAUGCUAGAACUUGGUCAGCGUUUGGAAGACUCUACUUCUAUGCGUGAUCAAGCUGAAUCACUAACUCGCCAAUUAAAUAAACUUGAUGAAAAAGCGUCUAAUAGACAAACUGAUCUUGAAAAUAUUUUAGACAGGCUACAAGAUUUUAAGAAUAAACAUGAUAAUGUUAUUCAAGAUAUAGAACAUGCAACGGAUGAAUUUAAGGGUUUGAAACCAAUUGGUUCUGAAGUGGAAGCAAUUAAAUUUCAACAACAGGAGUUCAAUUCUUUCAGAAAGAACACCAUUGACCCACUUAUUAUAUCUGUUGGUGAUGUGAAUGGCUUGGGUCAAAGAUUAAUACAAUCUGCUGCCCGUGGUGUUAACACUGGUAUUUUAGAAAAAGAUUUAGAGAAAAUGAAUGAUAAGUGGAAUGCACUCAAAGAAAAAUUGAAUGAAAGAGAUAGACGUUUGGACUAUGGACUUUUGCAAUCUGGUAAGUUUCAAGAAGCUUUAGAUGGAUUUGCAAAAUGGUUAGCUGAUACAGAAGAAUUAGUAUCUAACCAAAAACCACCUUCUGCUGAUUACAAAGUAGUUAAGGCACAAUUGCAGGAGCAAAAGUUCUUAAAGAAAAUGUUGGCGGAUCGUCAAAAUUCCAUGUCAUCAAUAUUUGAUAUGGGCAAUGAAGUUGCAGCCAAUGCUGAUCCAAGAGAACGUAAGGAGAUCGAAAUUCAAUUGAAAGAGUUAUCUCAACGUUUUGAUAAUCUGGAUCGUGGUGCUACAAAACGCAUGGAUGAUUUACAAAGAGCUAUGGUUGUUGCUAAAGAGUUCUUGGAAAAAAUAACACCUCUUUUAGAGUGGUUGGAUAAAAGUGAGAAAAAAAUUAAAGAUAUGGAACUCAUUCCCACAGACGAAGAAAAAAUACAACAAAGGAUUAAGGAACAUAGCAAAUUGCAUAAUGAAAUCCUAUCAAAAAAUCCUGAGUUUCAUGAUCUUACUGAAGUAGCUAGUACUUUAAUGGCUUUGGUUGGUGAAGAUGAAGCAUCUGGUGUAGCAGAUCGUAUUCAAGAAACAGCUGACCGUUAUGCUGUUCUUGUAAAUACAUCAGAUAAAGUGGGACAAUUAUUACAAGAUUCUCGUGCUGGUCUUAGGCAUCUGGUAUUAACUUAUCAAGAUUUGCAAGCAUGGAUGGAAGGCAUGGAAAAACGCCUAGGAAAAUACAAAAUAUUACCUGUGCAUACUGAUAAACUUGUGGCACAAAUGGAGGAUAUUGCAGAUUUGUGCGAAGAAAUAUCAAAUCAUCAGUCAGAUGUAGAUGGAACUAUAGAUACAGGCAUGGAGCUUAUGAAACAUAUAACCAGUGAUGAAGCCAUACAAUUAAAAGAUAAGUUAGAUGUAUUGCAGAGACGUUACAAUGACUUGGUUACUACUGGUACUGAUUUAUUGAAGAAUGCAGAGAGCAUGUUACCACUUGUUCAACAAUUUCAUAAUGCUCAUAAACGUUUGGGUGAUUGGAUGUUGUCUGCUGAAUCACAAUUACAAACUGCUGAACCAAAAGAAGAAGACAUACACAAUCUAGAACUUGACAUUCAAGAAUUCCGUCCAGUUUUAGAAAACAUUAAUCAAAUAGGACCGCAGUUAUGUCAAAUGUCUCCUGGUGAAGGUGCUUCAACUAUUGAAGGUCUUGUCACAAGAGAUAAUAGAAGAUUUGAUGCCAUUGCUGAACAAAUUCAAAGAAAAGCAGAACGUAUACAUUUGUCCAAACAACGAUCACUUGAAGUCAUUGGUGAUAUGGAUGAUUUGUUGGAUUGGUUCCGUGAGGUAGAAAAUCAACUGAGAGAUGCAGAACCUCCAAGUAGUGAAGUAGAUGUUAUUCGCGUACAACUCAAAGAACACAAGGCACUCAAUGAUGAUAUAUCUAGUCAAAAAGGACGUGGUAGAGAUGUUUUAUCUUUGGCUAAAAAAGUAUUGAGAGAAGUCACACAAAGCAAUGAUACUAGUCUCAUGCGUGAAAAAAUGGAAGACCUUAGAGAAGUUAUGGAACAUGUAUCAUCAUUAAGUGCUGAACGUUUAAGUGUACUUGAACAAGCAUUACCUCUUGCCCAACACUUCCAAGAAUCACACUUUGAUUUAUCGGGUUGGUUAAAUGACAUGGAGAGACAAGUAUCAAUGUUAGCUAUGCCUGCCCUAAGACCAGAACUUAUUGCCCAACAACAAGAUAAAAAUGAAAUGUUUGUACAAUCUAUUGCAGAACAUAAACCUCUAGUUGACAAACUUAAUAAAACUGGUGAGGCAUUAAUUAGAUUAUGUAAUGAAGAAGAGGGAUUGAAAAUCCAAGAUAUAAUGGACAGUGACAAUGCUAGGUAUGCAGCACUAAGAUUAGAACUUCGACAAAGGCAACAAGCUUUAGAAAAAGCAUUACAAGAAACUAGUCAAUUUAGUGAUAAAUUGGAAGGCAUGUUAAGAGCAUUACAGAACACUGCUGAACAAGUAUCUGGUGCUGAACCUAUAUCUGCACAUCCUCCAAAAAUUCGUGAUCAACAAGAUGAAAAUGAUGCUGUUGUUGAAGAUUUGCAUAAGCGUGGUGAUGCAUUCCAAGCUGUUAAAAGAGCAGCAAAUGAUGUCAUUAAUAAAGCUCCUAAUUCAUCUGAUCCAGCUGUUAAAGAUAUCAAACGUAAGUUAGAUCGAUUGAAUAGUCUAUGGAAUGAAGUACAAGAAGCAACCAAUGAUCGUGGUCGCAGUCUUGAAGAAGCUCUCAUACUGGCUGAAAGGUUCUGGGAAGAAUUACAGAAUGUUAUGAAUACACUCAAAAAUUUGCAAGAUUCCUUACAAUCACAAGAUCCUCCAGCCGUAGAACCAGCUGUAUUGAAACAACAAAAAGCUGCAUUAAGAGAAAUCAAAGCAGAAAUUGAUCAAACCAAGCCUGAAGUAGACCAAUGCCGUGCAAGUGGUCAGAAAUUGAUGAAAGUUUGCGGAGAUCCUGAUAAACCAGAAGUUAAGAAAAACAUUGAAGAUUUAGAUAAUGCUUGGGAAACUGUUACCGCAUUAUUUGCAAAACGUGAAGAAAAUUUGAUUCAUGCUAUGGAAAAAGCUAUGGAGUUCCAUGAAACAUUACAAGAUUUGCUUAAAUUUUUGGAUGGAGCAGAACGUCGUUUUGCCAAUCUAGGUCCUUUAGGUACAGACAUAAAGGUUGUUAAAAAUCAGAUUGGUGAACUCAAAAACUUUAAAUCUGAUAUUGAUCCUCAAAUGGUUAAAGUAGAAGCUUUGAACAGAAAAUUAACUAGACAAGCUCAAGAACUUACAGAAAGAACUACAGUUGAACAGGCUGCUGCUCUGAAACAACCAUUAACUGAAGUCAAUCGAAGAUGGGAAAAUCUGCUAAAGGGCAUUGUAGAACGACAACGUCAAUUGGAGAACAGUCUUUUACAAUUAGGUCAAUUCCAUCAUGCAUUAGCUGAACUUCUUGCUUGGAUCGAUGGGACUAAUAAGACCUUAGACAAAGAUUUAAAACCUGUGGCUGGUGAUUCUCAACUGCUAGAAGUAGAACUUGCCAAACUCAAAGUAUUAGUUAACGACAUUCAUGCUCAUCAGUCGAGCGUUGACACUUUAAACGAUGCUGGUAGACAAUUGAUUGAAAAUGGGAAAGGGUCUGCUGAAGCUAACUCUACUCAAGAUAAACUUAAUUUACUCAAUAAGAGUUGGAAGGACUUAUUACAAAAGGCAGCUGAUCGCCAACUGGAGUUGGAAGACGCACUGCAAGAAGCUCAAAGGUUUGCUGUAGAAAUACAAGAUCUAUUGUCAUGGCUUGGUGAAGUUGAUGGUGUAAUAGCAACAUCUAAACCGGUUGGUGGUUUACCUGAGACUGCUAGUGAACAAUUAGAACGGUUUAUGGAAGUUUAUGAUGAAUUAGAAUCUAAUAGACCUAAGGUAGAAACGGUUUUGGCCCAAGGUCAAGAAUAUUUGAAAAAAUCACCUGGCUCAGGAAAUCUUCAACAGAAUUUGAAAACUCUUAAACAGCGUUGGGAUAGUGUGACUGCUAGAGCUAAUGAUAAAAAAAUUAAAUUGGAGAUAGCCUUGAAGGAAGCUACUGAGUUCCAUAAUGCUUUACAGGCGUUUGUUGAUUGGCUAACUGAUGCUGAGAAAACAUUAUCAAACUUGAAACCUGUUUCUCGUAUUCUAACCACUAUUUUAACACAAAUUGAAGAUCAUAAAACAUUUCAAAAAGAUGUAAGCUCCCAUCGAGAAAUUAUGCUUCAUUUGGACAAGAAAGGAACUCAUCUUAAAUACUUCUCACAAAAACAAGAUGUUAUACUUAUUAAAAACUUAUUAAUCAGUGUACAACAUCGUUUUGAACGAGUUGUGUCAAAGAGUGCUGAAAGAACUCGUGCACUUGAUCAUGGUUAUAAAGAAGCUCGUGAGUUCCAUGAAGCAUGGUCAAGCCUUAUGGAAUGGUUGAUUACAGCAGAAAAGAAUUUGGAUGAAUUAACUCAAGAUGCUAGUAUUGGAAAUGAUCCAGAGCGUAUUAAACAACGUUUAGCUAAACACAGAGAUGUACAACGAGCCUUAAGUGGAAAACAAGCUACUUAUGAUUCUACAAUGAGAAUGGGAAAAGGGUUGAAAGAAAAAGCACCCAAGAGUGAUGAACAUCAAUUAAAUAAAAUGAUUAAUGAAUUAAAAGAAAAGUGGAACAUGGUUUGUACUAAAUCUGUGGAUAGACAGAGGAAAUUGGAAGAAGCUUUGUUAUACUGUGGACAAUUUAAAGAUGCUAUGGAAGCUCUUUUGGAUUGGUUACGUAAAACUGAAAAACGACUAACAGAUGAUGGGCCAGUCCAUGGAGAUUUGGAUACAGUAAUGGCUCUAGUUGAACAGCAUAAGGCAUUUGAAGAGACAUUAUCUAAACGUUUUGAACAAAUGAAAACUGUACGACAGACUGGUAAGGAUUUGAUGUCUAAGGCCAAUAAUACUGACCGAGCUGUUAUUCAAAGUCAAUUAGAUGAUUUGGAAGGCUUAUGGAACCGUACUAGCAAUUUGUGUGAAAAACGAACCGAACGACUUGAAGAUGCACUGAAACAAGCUGAACAACUGCAUAAAUCUGUACAUUUGCUGUUGGAGUGGUUAUCUGAUGCAGAAAUGAAAUUAAGAUUCAUUGGGCCAUUACCAGAUAAUGAACAAGAAACCAGAAACCAGUUGAAUGAGCAUAGGAAGUUCAUGGAAGAAAUGUCUGAUAAACUGCAUGAAAAAGAUUUUACAGUUGCACUGGCACAACAAAUUUUAGAAAAGGCUCAUCCAGAUGCUGUUGGAGUAAUCAAACAUUGGAUUACCAUAAUUGAGUCUAGAUGGGAAGAAGUAUGGACAUGGGCGAAACAGCGCGAGCAAAGACUCGUAGAACAUCUACAGUCUCUCCAGGACUUGGAUUCAUUGUUAGAAGAAUUAUUCUCUUGGUUGACUAGACUGGAAAAUCAAUUGUUGGAUCUUGAAUCUGAACCGUUACCUGACAGUAUAGAAGUAGUUGAAAAACUUAUUGAAGAACAUCGUGAAUUCAUGGAAAGCACUGCUAAAAGGCAAACUGAAGUUGAUACUGUUUGCAAAGUUAAACAGCCCACUGCUCCAGUUGGUAGAAAGCCAUCCGCUAAAAAAACUUCUACGAUCAGCCGAGAGGAUUUAGCUGGCAGUUUACAUGAUUUAACCGAGCAACGCAGACAAAGUCGGGGUAGUCCAAUUGUACGAGACAAAUCCAUGGACCAUUUGCCACACAUUGGACCUCGAUUCCCAGCUAAAGGAAGUAAAGUAGAAGAGCCAUUACUACGCAAUUCACGUUGCCGACAACUUUGGGACAAAUGGCAUUCAGUAUGGCUGAUGGCUUGGGAACGUCAACGCCGUCUCCAAGAGCAUCUGAACUACUUAAGAGAAGUCGAGAAAGUCAGAAACUUCUCGUGGGAUAUAUGGAGAAAACGAUUCUUGAAGUUCAUGAAUCAUAAAAAAUCCAGGCUUACAGACUUGUUCAGAAAAAUGGACAAGAAUAACGAUGGACUAAUUCCGAGAGAUGACUUUAUUGACGGAAUUAUGAAAACUAAAUUUGACACCAGUAAAUUGGAAAUGAAUGCUGUGGCUGAUAUGUUCGAUCAUGAUAAACUUGGUUUGAUUGACUGGAAAGAAUUCAUAGCCGCUUUACGACCCGACUGGGAAGAAAAGAAACCCGAUACCGAAGCUGAGAAAAUACAUGACGAAGUUAAGAGGCUAGUAAUGUUGUGUACUUGCCGACAGAAGUUCAGAGUGUUCCAAGUGGGAGAAGGAAAAUACAGGUUUGGUGACAGUCAGAAAUUACGUCUUGUUCGUAUUUUGAGGUCUACUGUUAUGGUACGUGUCGGAGGUGGUUGGGUUGCACUCGACGAAUUUUUAGUUAAAAAUGAUCCAUGCAGAGUUGAAAUGUUGCCGAUGCCUAACCCAUUCGUGCCCGAAGAACACGAACCUUGGUGUCCUUACAGCUUAGUCCAAUUGAACUCCAAAGGACGCACAAACAUCGAACUUCGUGAGCAAUUCAUAUUGGCCGAUGGCGUGUCACAGAGCAUGUCUGCAUUCAAACCGAAACACAACGCGCAACAACAGCGGUCUGUGUCUACGGCCGGACCUAUCACCAAGGUGCGCGAACGAAGUUCCAGGAGUGUACCGAUGGGUAAAAUGGGCGUAAACCGUACGGCUGGUACACCGGAUUCGCUUAGCGACAGCGAGUCAUCACCGUACUCAAGGACACCUGUCCGUAAAGUUUCCACACCCACCGUCCGGAAGUCGAAUGCCGGGCUUACCGGAAGUUUGCCCGCCAGCCGACCGACAAGCAGGCCUCAGAGUCGUCCGGGAAGCAAGCCGCCCAGUCGACACGGGUCCAAUCUAUCCUUGGACAGCACCGACUCGACUACGCCUAGCCGCAUACCGAGACUAACGCCUGGCAAGACGCCUUCGUCAACCACACGUAAGUCUACGCUCAAUGGACAGAGUAGUACGGGUAGAGGAGUUCGCUCUCCGUCCACACUUGGAAACCAAUCAAUGUCAUCGUCCACCAGGUCCCUGUCAAUGCACAGGUCGUCGAGUAUACCUACAUUGUCUAACUCAAGUUCUAGUCGUAACCAGAGCCACCAGGGUUCGAAAAUACCCGUUCUCGCGAGGCCGUGUACCUCUCGGGAAUUGACAACAAUGCCUACGUCAUCGCCCAUGUCGUCGUCACCGUCUUCCGGGUUGCAAUCGCCGUUGGCCACCACGCCUUCGGCUUCCGGUCUGACACGCAGACCAUCGAACGCAUCCGAUACAACGAAGCGCAGAGACUCGAAACCGGAAGCCCGAGAACCGUUCCGACUCUAAAAACCAAUAUCGGCGUCAUCGGAACAAACGAAAUAUACGUAUAAUUGGUGUUAACCCCGUAAUCGAUAUUAUUAUGUUUCCUUUAAUCAAACCAAUGUUGAUUAAUCUCUUAAUUAAUCCUGUCUUGUGUUUUUUU
Messenger RNA from Sipha flava (yellow sugarcane aphid), 16544 nucleotides. RefSeq names its product dystonin (gene shot). Gene Ontology annotation, molecular function: microtubule binding; structural molecule activity; calcium ion binding. Gene Ontology annotation, biological process: intermediate filament cytoskeleton organization; wound healing. NCBI's taxonomy places the organism in Eukaryota, Metazoa, Arthropoda, Insecta, Hemiptera, Aphididae. The record is from RefSeq and is a predicted model, not a curated record. Gene Ontology annotation, cellular component: intermediate filament; membrane; cytoplasm.